Pyricularia oryzae 70-15 is the source of this 1509-nucleotide messenger RNA. Its product is annotated as alpha-galactosidase. The record is from RefSeq and is a predicted model, not a curated record. Gene Ontology annotation, biological process: carbohydrate metabolic process. The transcript has 2 exons. Gene Ontology annotation, molecular function: alpha-galactosidase activity. Bases 1 to 1509 code for a protein of 502 amino acids. NCBI's taxonomy places the organism in Eukaryota, Fungi, Ascomycota, Sordariomycetes, Magnaporthales, Pyriculariaceae.
AUGUUUGCUUCUGCGGUCCGUCUUUUGUUGGCAGGCCUAGCCGCCUCGGCCACAGCCUACAUCACGGCCGGGGGAGAAGUGGUGAUUCCUGGGGCGAGUUCGUACAAUGGCCUCAACCUAGUGCCCCAGAUGGGCUGGAACAACUGGAACGCAUACCACUGCGACGUUUCCGAGGAGCUGCUGCUCAAGACGGCCGAGGCGAUGGUCACGUACGGUCUGCGUGACCUGGGUUACAACUACGUCGUCCUCGAUGACUGCUGGUCCAUCGGCCGCAACGAGUCGGGCUACCUGCUGCACAACCCCGUCAAGUUCCCAAGUGGCAUGAAGUCGAUAGCCGACAAGCUGCACGCCAUGAAGUUCAAAUUCGGCAUGUACAGCUCCGCCGGCGUCUUCACCUGCGGCCGCUACCCGGGCAGCUUGGGUUUCGAGCAAAAGGACGCCGACACUUUUGCGAGCUGGGGGGUCGACUAUCUAAAGUACGACAACUGCUACAACCAAGGCCAGUCUGGUACGCCCCAGCUCAGCUUCAACCGGUACAACGUCAUGUCCAAGGCUCUCAACAACACGGGCCGCCCCAUGGUCUACGCCAUGUGCAACUGGGGCAACGACGACCCGUACGACUGGGCCUACACCAUCGCGAACAGCUAUCGCAUGAGUGGAGACAUUUACGACAGCUUCCAGCGGCCCGACUCGCGCUGUCCAUGCACAGAGACGCCGUGUAACUGGCCCGGCUUCCACUGCUCCGUCAUGAAUAUUCUGAACAAGAUGGCACCCAUUACGUCGCGGACCCAGCCCGGGGCUUUUAACGAUAUGGACAUGCUGGAGGUGGGCAACGGCGGACAAAGCGACUCGGAAUACGUCCUCCACUUCUCCAUGUGGGCCAUGAUGUCCUCCCCGUUGCUCAUGGGGACCAACAUCCCCGGACUGUCGCCCGCACACCUCUCGAUCCUGUCCAACCCGGCCGUCAUCGCGCUGAACCAGGACGUGACUGGCACCUCGGCGGUGCGCAAGUGGCGAGAGGUCAUUACAGACGACGUCGACGACGACGGGCAAGGCGAGGUUGCACUCUGGACGCGCGUGAUGAACAAUGGGGACACCGUCAUCGCCCUGAUCAACGCCGCCAACAGCUCACGAACCAUGCGCGCCACGGCCAAGGACAUCUUUCUGGAUCAGGCGACGGCCGGCACCUACCUGCCCGCCCCGGAGCUGUCGACGCCCUACGACGUCUACGAUUUGUGGGUCAAUCGCAUGAGCGACGACGAGGCCGCGUCGGUCCUCGCCGGGAACGCCACCAGCAUCGGCGCCAACAGCACCAGCGUCACCCGGUACAAUGCCACGGCGUUGGGCUACGCUCAGGGGCUGAGCCAGGACCACCCGGCCUUGUUUGGGAAGAAGGUCGGCCGCCUCGCGCCGGGUGGUGUUUGGGAAGCUCAGGUCGACAGGCACAGCGUUGGCCUGUUUAGGCUGCGUAAUGCGACGCAAGCGUCCCGGGCGAAGGACGAGCUGUAA